UUAUUUUCUUGAUAAAAAAAAAAAAUUUAUUUUACAGCAGUAGGGAAAAAGAAGAAGAAGAAGACAUCAUUUAUUACACUUUGCACCCACCUCGUACCCCAUUUCCAUUUCCCCUUCCCAUUUAUUUGCUGAAGAACUUCACGAAGAGACACGACACACAGAAAAAGUGAGAGGUUUCUUCCUUCCUGAUCUACAAAUCCCCCAAAACCCUAAAACCAUGUGGAGAAGACUCUCGACACCUCUCCACCGCCUUGCCGUCGCAAACAUCACCUCCUCCUCCUCGCCGUCGAGAUUCCGAUCAUCCGUCACUCUCUUCCUUCGCCCCUCCGCUUCCGAGUCCGUUGCUGAGGCAACUGGAUCCUUUAUCCACCAUGGGAUGCAAUACUCAACUACAGUACCUGAUGAACCUGACACACACGAGGACUUCCGACCUACUAGUAAGCUUGAGGAUUCUUCCCUUUCUUUGAAGGACAUUGUUGAGCAGGAUAUCAAGGAAAAUCCUGUGAUGAUUUACAUAAAAGGGGUGCCUGAGCUUCCUCGUUGUGGGUUCAGCUCGCUAGCAGUAAGAGUGUUGCAGGAAUAUAAUGUACCUUUUAGUUCCAGAAACAUACUUGAAGAUCCUGAGCUUAAGGAUUCUGUCAAAGCAUACAGCAACUGGCCAACAUUCCCACAGAUCUUCAUCAAGGGGGAGUUCAUCGGAGGAUCAGACAUUAUUCUCAGCAUGCACAAGAACGGUGAGCUGAAGGAAAAGCUUAAAGAUAUUGUGGCCGAGUAGGAGAUAUCCUCAGCGUAAGCAGUUGUUACCCUACGUGUAGAGAUACUUGAGAAUUUUGGGUUCUCUUUGAUGUUCUAUAUUUCUGUUGAGCUGAAGAAUUGUGGGACACAUGCAUCGUGAAGCUUUUCAUGUUUGACUCUAUUAAUAAUGUUUAAUGCAGACAUGGACUCUAUUCUUGCGAUCUUUAA
Molecule: messenger RNA, 963 nt
Organism: Rhododendron vialii
Lineage: Eukaryota; Viridiplantae; Streptophyta; Magnoliopsida; Ericales; Ericaceae
Product: monothiol glutaredoxin-S15, mitochondrial
Exons: 6
Coding region: 218-775 (185 amino acids)
Source: RefSeq, a predicted model, not a curated record